Molecule: messenger RNA, 1620 nt
Organism: Arctia plantaginis
Lineage: Eukaryota; Metazoa; Arthropoda; Insecta; Lepidoptera; Erebidae
Source: the annotation of a GenBank genome assembly
AUGAAUCCUAACUGUAAUACACAACCGACUAAGGCGUCGAAACCUCCGAAGGAUGGGUGGGGUCCUCGCGGUGUACCAGAUUGUUAUUACACGUCCCGCGUCCUUAACUCGACCGGACACUACGUACGUUUUAUUAAAAAACUGCGAGCCAUUGAAGAGGACACUCGAAUAGGGCUUGAGAACUUUAAGAGUCGGGCUAAAGACAAUGAGUGUAUCGAAUUUUUUUCACGAUGCGAUCGAAGAAAUCUUAUUAACAAGGUAGCGAAUCGUGUUGAGUAUUGUUUGCAAGGUUACCAGGACGACGUUGCUGUGAAGAGACAAAAAUUAAAAGAGCUCCUUCGCGUUGAAGAAGAAAUGAAUUUACACAAAUUAGUGGAACAAGUUCAGUCUGGUUACGAGUUAAUGUGGAAAGAAAAAGUGGACCGUCUGGCGUACCUACUGGCCAAGAGAAAGAAAGAACAUGAAGAUUUAUAUAACGAUACUCACUUAUCAAAAUGCGCUCACGUUCAACCUUGUAUAAGAAAGAUACAAGCUAAAGAAGCUGAGGAGAUCCAGCUGUACCAGAUGCGAGAAAAACAGAUGCGUAAACUGGCGGAGAACGAAAUGGAUAAGUUGUGGCAUGAAGUCAUGAUGAAGGAGACGGAAGCGCUGGCCGCUCGUAUGGAAUACGAUGUGAUAAAUCGUUAUCGUCGCGACUUAGAGGCCAAGGAGUACACGAUAGCACAGAUUGAGAGCAAACGCGUACAGCGAGCAAAAGAACAGGAAAUGCUAAUGCAAGAGUUCCUUAAAAUGAAGGCAAAGUUCGAAGAAGAUAACAGGAAAGCUGAGGAAGAGGAACUUCGACUAAAGAAUGAGAGAUAUGAAUUAGGUCAGCAGAAACUGGACAUGAUCAGAGAACGUAAGGAAACUGUCGCCAAAUUGCAGGCUGAUGCUGAUGUUGUUAAUCGCACGUGGGACUCACUCGCUACACAAGGUUUAGCUGAUGAGAAAGCUAAAUUGGAACGUCGAAGGCAGAAAGAGCGGGAUUUGGACGAAUGUAAUUUCAAAAUGGUGGAAAUGAAGAAUCGUAUAGCUCAGACGAAGUUCAAUAGUGAUCCGCUAAUUCUACAAGAGGGGCAGAGACGGCAGGAUGCCGUCGACAUGGAGCGUUGCCAACGACGAUUAAGAGCGAAGAAAGCUAACAAGGCUAACCAGGCUGCUAUACUACAACAAAGUAAAGAAAAAAGGGAGGCAGUCCAGGAAAAGGAAGAGGCGAAGGCCAGAGAUGAAUACAAUCGUCAGGUGAAGAAGCAGCUAGACCAGCUCGUCAAGCAUAAGCAACUGACAGACGCCCAGGCACGGAAACUUCAUCAGAAUGACCUGGUUAAACAGAUAGAGUACAAUAAGAUCUUAAAGGAGCGUGCAAAAGACGAAUGGCUGAAUGAAAACAAGAAAUGUCAAAUAGCCAUGAAAGAGUAUCAAGAGGAGAUUAAGAAGAUGCUCUCGCGGCCUUUCUACAGCGACCAAGUCCAUCCGUUUAUGAAGCAAAUGGCCUCGGGGAUCAAGAUGAGAGAGCCCUGUCCUUGUUGUGGUCCAGAUUACUGCUACCAUCGUCCUCCACCAGAGCAAGAAGAAAAGUAG